AGCCUAUAUAACAGCUGACUUCCAACACAGAAACACAAGUGGCAUCCAAGGAGGAAGCAUGAGGUCUUUCAGUCUGUGCAUCAUCCUGAGCCUGGCGGUGGCAGUUUACUGCGUGCCGGUAUCACAAGUCACUGAUCAAGAUGUACAUGAUGCAGAGAGCUACCUGAAGAACUUCUUCAACCUAACAGAGGAGAAAGGUCCAACUAGCAGACAGGGGAUCAGCCAGGUGAGCAGGAAGCUGAGUGAGAUGCAGAGAUUCUUUGGCCUCCAGAUCACCGGGACGCUGGAUGCCGACACCCUGGCGGUGAUGAAGAAGCCCCGCUGUGGCGUCCCAGACACCAACAUUGCCAGGUUCUCCACGUUUGGAAGAAACCUCAAGUGGCAAAAAAACAGCCUUACCUACAGGAUAGAGAACUACACACCUGACAUGUCUGUGGCAGAGAUAGAUGACUCCAUUGAGAAAGCUCUUCAGGUUUGGGCCAAAGUCACUCCUCUGAGAUUCACAAGAAUCAACAGUGGCACCGCUGACAUCAUGAUCUCCUUUGGCCGCCGAACUCAUGGGGAUUAUUACCCCUUUGAUGGCCCUAGGGGCACUCUUGCCCAUGCCUUCGCCCCAUCCUCUGGCAUUGGAGGAGACGCUCAUUUCGAUGACGAUGAGAAGUUCACUUUCCGCUCCAACAGAGAACAAAUCUUGUUUGGCCACUCCCUGGGCUUGUCUCACUCUAAUGAUCCUGGUGCUCUCAUGUACCCUGUGUACUCAUACAGAAACCCAGACACCUUUGUUCUGCCUCGGGAUGACGUCAACGGCAUCCAGUCUCUCUAUGGUAAAAACUCUGUUAAGGGUCUCUCUGGGGCUAAACUUCAGGCCCCCACCACCCCUGAUGUCUGUGAUUCAACCAUGGUCCUGGAUGCUGUCACCACCCAGCGGGGAGAGAUGCUCUUCUUCAAGGACAGCUUCUUCUGGCGGAGCUCCUCUCAGAGCAAUACACCUCAGCUGAGUCUCAUCACAAGCUUCUGGCCCAAUGCCCCCCCCAACAUCGACGCUGCUUAUGAAAGCCAACAGUCAGACAGAGUCUUUCUCUUUAAAGGUGUUAAAGUGUGGGCUUUCAGCGGCUAUGAUCUUGUGAGUGGCUAUCCCAAAACACUUUCCAGUUUUGGUCUGCCCAAAAGUGUGAAGAAAAUCGACGCAGCCCUCUAUGACGCUGAAUCCGGCAAGACUCUGUUCUUUGUAGGCAGCUCCUACUACAGUUAUGAUGAGGCCAAGAAGACCAUGGACCAGGGAUUCCCCAAGCAAGUGGAUCAGACAUUCUCGGGCCUGACCAGCAAGGUGACUGCUGCUUUCCAAGUCAACGGUUUUACUUACAUCUACAGCGGACCGUACAUGUUUGAGUACAGCCUGAGGACCGGGAGGUUGUACCGUGUGCUGAGGAACAGCUACUUCCUGCGCUGCACUAACGGCUAGAGCAGUUUACUGGCCAAGCUGCUUAUGUAGCCUCUCUGAAUGAGAAUCAAUGUACACCAGCAGUGUUAAAACAUCACUUAAAAA
Molecule: messenger RNA, 1546 nt
Organism: Etheostoma spectabile (orangethroat darter)
Lineage: Eukaryota; Metazoa; Chordata; Actinopteri; Perciformes; Percidae
Product: collagenase 3
Exons: 11
Coding region: 59-1462 (467 amino acids)
Biological process (GO): proteolysis; collagen catabolic process; extracellular matrix organization
Cellular component (GO): extracellular matrix
Molecular function (GO): zinc ion binding; metalloendopeptidase activity
Source: RefSeq, a predicted model, not a curated record